AUGGAGAACCCGCCUGCCUCGACUCCCACCCCUGGCCGACCGCCGCCGGGCCUCGCUGCUUCCGAGGCGGCCGCACGCACCGUCCAGAUAGAGUUUCCCCAGCACAGCGCGUCGCUGCUGGAAACCCUGGACCGCCACCGAUUGGAGGGGAAGUUCUGCCAUGUGUCCCUCCUUGUGCAGGGCCGCGAGCUCAGGGCGCACAAAGCCAUGUUGGCCGCCGCCUCCCCUUACUUCCACGACAAGCUGCUUUUGGGGGACACGCCCCUUUUCACUCUGCCCAGUGUCACUGAAGCCGACGCCUUCGAGGGGCUGCUGCAGCUCAUCUAUUCCGGACGCCUCCUCCUGCCGCUGGACGCCCUGCCUGCCCAUCUCCUCGUAGCCAGUGGCCUUCGGAUGCGGCAGGUCGUAGAUCGGUGCUCAGCGAUUCUUAGGGAACUAGAAACGUCAGGCGGUGGCAUCUCCGCCCGUGGAGGAGUCUCCUGCCACUCGUUGCCCGCGGCGUCUGCGGCAGGCCGCUGCGUCCGCUCCUCCGCCGGCCAGAAACCCGCGCAGUCCUUCCCCUCUGCAGAGAGCUGCGCAUCUCCUGGGAGCCCCGGAGGAGGUGAGGGCAGUGAACUGGGAGAAGUGCUGCAAAUUCAGGUGAAGGAGGAGGAGGAAGAAGAAGAGGAGAAGGAGGACCGCUGGGCAGCAGCCUCACACUCUCAGGUUCCUAGGCCUCAGAGAGUAUCGUGCAAGCUUCCCCGCGCUCAUGGAUCCUAUCAGGUGCCCAAACCUGCUCCUUCUCACAGGCUUGCAGAGGGUGACAGUCCAGCCCUUGAGCCCCCUGCCCCUCCUACAGUGCCCCCCCCCCAGAUCACCCCCGUUAAGCUGAAUUCCUUACAGUUCAAGGGAGAAAUGUCCGGAGGUGGCAUUCCAUCUGGAGGAGCAAAGGAGAAGACCAGAGUACUUCCUGGAGGAGACGUCGAGGGCAAUGGGGAGCUGAGGUUCCUACUGUCCUCCGGAGCAGGGGCGACCUCUGGAGGAGGAGGUCGGUCCUGGAAGCCCGUGGAUCUCCAUGGGAAUGAAAUCUUGUCUGGGGGUGGAGGGCCUGGAGGAGGGGGCAGACCGUGCAUGGGCCCGUCAAGCUAGGGGAGGGGGGCACCGCCUGCCUAUGGGAAACGCUUUGACUGCUUGUGUGGAAAGCGGUUUGUGGUAAAGCCCAAACGAGGCCGGCACAUCAUGCUGACCUUCAGUCUUCGCCCUGUUGGGUGCGGCAUCUGUAACAAGCGCUUCAAGCUGAAGCACCAUCUCACGGAGCACAUGAAGACCCAUGCCGGCGCCCUCCAUGAUUGUCCCUACUGUGGCCCUCAGUUACGGGUCCACGCUUGUUAUCUUCGCCACCACGAUCUGUGCAAGGGCCAGGGCUGGUCCACUGCACACUGGACUUACAAGUGA
Messenger RNA from Jaculus jaculus (lesser Egyptian jerboa), 1434 nucleotides. Its product is annotated as zinc finger and BTB domain-containing protein 9-like. Gene Ontology annotation, molecular function: RNA polymerase II cis-regulatory region sequence-specific DNA binding; DNA-binding transcription factor activity, RNA polymerase II-specific; protein binding. Gene Ontology annotation, biological process: regulation of transcription by RNA polymerase II. NCBI's taxonomy places the organism in Eukaryota, Metazoa, Chordata, Mammalia, Rodentia, Dipodidae. The record is from RefSeq and is a predicted model, not a curated record. The transcript has a single exon.